AUUCAGUCACAUGGUGCCAAGUCAUUACCAAACACUGAAUUUAGGUAUUUUUAUUCAGCCACUCUAUUAAGGAGCGGAAGGAACUGUACACAUGGACUUGAUCAUGUUUCUCAUUAAGAGAACAUGUUCAAAUAAUUAGCGCAGCGUCAUCCCACUGCUAUAAAAACAGAGGUAAACUGGAACAGGGGAACAAAAGAGUGAGAAGGAAACCAAGAGAAGACAAAUAAACAUCAAAGAGAAAGAGAUAGAGAGAGAGAGAGAUGGCUCACAGGACCAAAGGAAGCAAACUCUUCAUCACAGUUCUCUAUGUGGUGACAUCAUGCAGCGCCGUCCCCAUCAGUGACCUGCUGGACCGCGCCUCUCAGCGCUCUGACAGGAUGCACUCACUCAGCAGAACCCUCACCCACGAGCUGGACUCUCAUUUUCCUCCCAUAGGUCGGAUGAUGAGCCCUCGUCCCUCAAUGUGCCACACCUCGUCUCUGCAGACACCCAGCGACAAGAUGCAAACGCUUCAAGUCUCUGAGUCCGACCUGUUGUCUCUGGCUCGCUCUCUGCUCCAAGCCUGGCUGGACCCUCUGGUGGUUCUGUCGGCCUCUGCCAGGACUCUGCCGCACCCGGCACAGAGCGCCAUAUCCAACAAGAUCCAGGAGCUGCAGGAGCACUCCAAGAACCUGGGAGACGGUCUGGAUAUCCUCUCUGGGAAGAUGGGUCCGGAAGCUCAGAACCUCUCCUUCCUUCCCUUCAGAGGAGGGAAUGAAAUCAGCCAGGACCGGAUUUCCAAAUUAGUCAACUUCCAUUUCCUGAUGUCCUGCUUUCGACGGGACUCCCACAAGAUUGACAGCUUCCUGAAAGUCCUUCGUUGCCGAGCAACGAUGCAACCUGAGUUGUGCUAAAGACAGCGGUGGUGGUGGUAUUGGUGGUGCUGGGCGGGGGGGGCAAACAGUUUGACUCUGGGGGGAGAUUAGACUUGCUACCAACAGCAUAUUCCAGGAAUCGACCAUCUGAGCUAAUGUCCUGGUUGCUCGGUAGCAGGUAUUACACGCUUUCAGCAGCUGGAGAUAAGGAGGAAGUUACAUGACACACACAGGAAAUCACAUCCUGUGUGAAGCAGAAAACACAGACGACACUAAACCAACCCCUGAUGAUUAGAUAUGAUGAAUAAAUAUUCUUAGUGACGGAACCCUUUCUUUCUAAAGUUGCCAAAGAAGCAAAAAGAGGUCGGGACAUUUCAGGUAGAAGUAAAUUUAAAGGCUGGCUCAUCACCAGAUGUUUCCAGCUGGACCGGUGUUAUCAUGUGACCACAUCGUGGUUAAUCUGUCCUGUGACUCCUCCUCCUCCUCCUCCUGAAAGCUGUGUCCUCCCAAAGUCAAGCUGCCGUAGGAUUGAUUGAUGCAAUACCACAAGGUUCUCUUCAUGUUGGGGAUCCGGGGCUGUUUGGAUAAUAACUUUCUCUUCCUAGCUUAUGUGACCGUUCGCUUUACUGACGACAAACUGCAGCAUUUGUACUUGAUACUUGCUCAAAGCAUUGUGAAUGCAAACUGAAAUAGUUCUGUAUGUCAAUAAAAAAUAAUCU
This is a messenger RNA of Solea solea (common sole), 1573 nucleotides long. It is a transcript of the gene prl, whose product is annotated as prolactin. The coding region runs from base 261 to 893 and encodes 210 amino acids. NCBI's taxonomy places the organism in Eukaryota, Metazoa, Chordata, Actinopteri, Pleuronectiformes, Soleidae. Gene Ontology annotation, cellular component: extracellular region. The transcript is spliced from 5 exons. Gene Ontology annotation, molecular function: hormone activity. Gene Ontology annotation, biological process: response to nutrient levels; positive regulation of cell population proliferation; positive regulation of receptor signaling pathway via JAK-STAT. The record is from RefSeq and is a predicted model, not a curated record.